Molecule: messenger RNA, 531 nt
Organism: Oppiella nova
Lineage: Eukaryota; Metazoa; Arthropoda; Arachnida; Sarcoptiformes; Oppiidae
Source: the annotation of a GenBank genome assembly
AUAGUUUAAAAGAGUUUAAUUGUAAUUAAAUACUAAUAUAUAUUAUUAUGGCCUGUAUUCAAGUGAAAGUUAUUCUUUGUUUCAUGUUUUUCACAUUAAUUGUGUCGUGCAUUGAAGCACAAUAUGGUUAUGGAAAUUAUGGCAACCCUUAUGGUAUGUAUGGCCGUGGCUAUGGUGGAUAUGGAGGCUACGGAGGCGGUGGUGGUUAUGGAGGAUAUGGUGGCAAUGGUGGAUAUGGUGGAUAUGGUGGUUACGGAGGGUAUGGUGGUUAUGGUUAUAGACGAAGACAUCAUCGAUUUAAUAGAAGAGGUUAUGGAUAUAAUGGCAAUCCUUAUGGUAUGUAUGGUGGAUAUGGUGGUUAUGGAGGCUACGGAGGCUAUGGUGGUUAUGGAGGAUAUGGUGGCUAUGGUGGCGAUGGUGGAUAUGGUGGUUACGGAGGGUUCGUCCCAUCCCGCCCAAUCCCAGGUGGAAGUGGGACCCACUAUUUUGGGUCCCAUUUCCAAAGCCUAUUAUGAACUUAUCUUAUUAUAA